UUUAAACGUAAUUUGGCAAGUAUUUACUGCAGCGCAAAAUACCGAAUAGGGGCCCCUUUGUUGAUAUUUAGUCAGCAGGUACCGGCAAAAGGUUUUAAUGCUCGUUUUGGCAAAACUGGACUGAAGUUACAUGUUUGUAAAUAAUAUAUAAGUCAAUCCCUUACAAAAAAAAAAAAAAACGUUUUCUGAGAAGAACUCCCUUCAAGGACUUGCUUGGGCAAAAAAGCGCAAAAAAGGCCCGCUAAAUGUUUAGAGAACGUCUUGGAAUAGAUAAAAGCGCCGUCUUACUGUGAAAUUUACAAUAAUAUGUCAUCGACGGAAAAUCUUUUACAAGAGUCUGGUGAUAGAUCUACAAAUACGUUAGAAUCUGGUCACCGUUCAGAAAGGGCAGAAGACGAUUUGUCUCGUCAAAAACACAGAGAAAAGGCCAGCGAGAAAAAGAAACAUCACAGAGAUGUAGGUCUGGAAAACAAAGGUUUCGAGUCGGACAGUGAGCAGGCAAACAGAAGUGUUAAACACUACACGAAGGUUCAUCGAACAUCGAGCGAAAGCGUUGCGCGUCAGUUAACAACGAAACCUGGACAAACGGACGAGAAAAGAAGGCACAGCUUCCCAGGGCAGCCAUCUAGCGACACGACGCAGGCAGCUGACGUUGUUGCCCAGAAAGGGAGCAGACAUAGGCGGCGUUCUAGCUCAACAGAUGAAGAUUUGCGGCGAAGAGCUUGUUUCAACAGUAUGCGCCUUCGACGUCUUUCAAGCUCAGAAUCCAGUCAGCUGCCUCCUUCGGAAGUCGAUGUGAGUGUCGACGAUGAAGUAUUUUACGAAGAUUUCACUGCGACGGACGCUAAAGAGAAGCAUCAGGCACUUCGCGAUGGAGACAGGAAUCAGUUGAAGGAAAACAAGACAGCAUAUUCCAUGGGAAGCCUCUGCAACGUUGUAGAAAUGGAAAACAGAAAAUUGGACGAAUAUUCCAGGCGUCUGUCCUACGCUUUAGAAGAAAGGGCAAAAUUAGAGCAAGAGUUAAGUCUUUUGCGCCGGACAGCGUCGGUUGCCAGUAUAUCCGCAGAAGAAAAGUGGAAAAUCUCGUCGCAAAUACACUUUCGAAACGAAAAGUAUAAUUCUGAAAGGAGGUUAAGUGCUCGAGGCAAUGGAGGUAACCAAUUCUCGUUUGAACAACUCAAACGUAUCCAGUACGGGCACAGUCCGCGAAAAUUACCUGAUGUUCCAAGAGCUGUUAGUGGUAAGGGCGAUGCGUUUGGCGAAGAAAUACGUCCUGUAACUGAGAAAAAAGUUGAAAGGUUGCCUCUACGAAAGAUCACUGAAGAAUCCCCACUGCAAUUGAAACAAAAAGGUAAAAGAGAUGGCUAUGGUUUGCCACUCAGCGACUCCGAAAAGCAAAGGAGAGAACGCAAAACGGCUGAUUUAGCAGCCGAUUUGUGGCAAAAGCUGUUGAAAGGGGAAAAAUUUCAUGUCGAGGGCGAAAAUAUGAUUGACAAAACACGUGAAACCUCACUUGAUGGGACAAGGAAGACUGGAAGUACAAGAGAAGUCACCAAAAGUGCGAACUCAUCUUAUGCCAAGCCUGGAAUGAUCCAAAGAGAUUCAGGCAGAGAUAUUAUCGGUAGAUUAGCUGAAGUGUCUAUCCCCACGACUUCAGGAGUAGAAAAACGAGAAAAACCACUUGUGCGUUCGGAAUCUGAAUCAAACCUCACACGCACUGAUGCGUUUAGAAGAAACCAGAGGCGACCAUUGCGUUACAAACGCCGUUCUACCUCGACCGAGGCGUUGCCUGGAGCGACACAACCUUCCACGUCGACGCUCAACGAGGCGGAAACAAACAGGCUACGGCAAGAGAAACCGGAAAAAUUGGAGGGGAUUCGCAGCACUGAAGCCGUAAGCCAGAAUCACAGCCAAUGGUUUGACUACAUGUUGCCUCCGGGGAAACGUGGAAAUAAAAGAGAUACUGCGUUACAAAAUUCACCCCAGGCUCCGGGCGCCUCACAGCAAGGAAUAUCUGGAGCUGAGCAAUCUCUAUCAGAAAAGUUGCGCUAUUAUCAAGGUUUGCAGGAGCAGAGAUCUCGAGAAGAAAACUCGUUUGAUUUAGUUGAUGCCUUCAUGGCUGCAGAAGACGCCGAGGCAGAAAGAGAGUAUCAAAGGAAAGCUGCUGGGGAAGCGGCCUUGCUGAGAAGGGAAGCUUCACGUCUGCUGUACCAAGCAAUGAACUUGGAGCGAAUUUGUGAUCCAAACGCUAGAGUGCGGCACAUUUUUACUCCGUAUUAACCUUUAUAUUUCCUCCUUAGCCACGUUAAAAUCGUUCGAAAAAAAUGAUCGAGACUUAAUGAAGACUUUCAUGAAAGCAGUUUGGCCUCAAGCGCCCAGAAAUGUUUUUGGAUGUGACCUAACUUUUGAUUAUACAAAGCAGGGUUUUUAAGAAAUCGAUUUCUGCUUGUAAACACGCUUAGCUUGAUCAAGAAAGUAUGAUAUCUUGACGGAAGAUGUUUUCUAGUCGGCAGAAAUUUCUUAAAUAAGUUUUCUUCAAUGCUCAGACAUUUCCAACAGGUAUAACACUACAAGUGGUGUUUGAUUUUAACUUGUGAAAGCACAUCUUCAUAAGAUAUUUAGAAUUAAGGUACGAAAUUUAGGCUAAUGUCCGCUAACAGUUCUUGACAUCAUUGCUUUUUGAAAAAGCUCUUUAAAUUUUCGGGAGUCCAAAAAGAAUGGCUCCUUAAACGAAUAGGUUAACGAAAACUCGUGGCACUGUUUGUUUAACAUUGUUGUCAUGACUACUAAGUAACACCCCCACCAAAAAAAAAAUUCUCUGACGUUUUGUUCUCGCGUACUACGUUCGACGCGAGGAGCCUGGUAAUAGCAAUAUCUCUUCAUUUCUGAAUUGAAAUUUUAAGAUGUUUUUGUACUGUUGAGACUAGAGAGAAAAAUAUCUUGAAGCCUGGAAAAGGAACAUAACUGAAUUUCUGCACGAACAAAACGUUGUUGGAUAUUUUCAACACGCAGGCAGCUUUCGUGUAUCACAAAAUGAAUAAACUAAUUUAGAAAUUAGAAAUCGACUGCUGGUGUCUAAUUUUGUUUUGUUAAUUUGUCUGUUUAGUUGUAGCAUGAUGUAUGUAAAGUAGGCACAAGUGUCAAGUACUGUCUCAAAGUUAUACAGCAUUUUUUUCGCGCUCGCCUCCCACCAGUGUGUCCCGGGUUCGAUUCCCAGACCCGGCGUCAUAUGU
Molecule: messenger RNA, 3233 nt
Organism: Orbicella faveolata
Lineage: Eukaryota; Metazoa; Cnidaria; Anthozoa; Scleractinia; Merulinidae
Source: RefSeq, a predicted model, not a curated record